Molecule: messenger RNA, 759 nt
Organism: Clonostachys solani
Lineage: Eukaryota; Fungi; Ascomycota; Sordariomycetes; Hypocreales; Bionectriaceae
Source: the annotation of a GenBank genome assembly
AUGUCCCUACUAUCCGCCCACCUCGACCAAAUUGGCUUCUCAUGCCAAGGGAUCGACUCUCUCCCCUUCCCACCGCCCAAGAUCUUCACCAACGCCCUCCUAUCCCACCACGACAUCACAUCUCUCAUCCGCGACACCGAAUCGCACGAACGCGCCCUCUUCUCCGUCCCACCCCCGCCCCCUCCCCCAACCAAGCCGGCAGACCAGCAGGAGAUCGAGCACCAGCAGAAGCGCCGUAGGACGGUCUUCAACGUGGCGUCCGGCGAGAUCACCACCGGCCCGCCGACCUCGCGCGGCGCGGCACACCACCCGAGGCGGCACACGGCCGUCGCGGCGGUGCUGGGCGGGGAGAUGCACGAUGCGCUCCGCAGGGGGGAGGCGGACCGCAAGGGGGACGUGGACGUGGACGUGCUGCUCAAGGGCGCGGAGAAGCUGUGCGGCGUGUACGAGCUGCCCGGGGCGAGGGAGCGGAUCGCGGCGCUGCGCGUGAGGCACAGGAAUGGGAGGAACACGGCGGCGUACUACGAGGCCAAGGUGGCGGAGCAGGCGGAGGCGCUUGCGAGCUUGAAUAAGAAGGAUUGGAUGGAGGAUGAGGGGGAUGAAGAGGAGAAGGAAGAGGAGGAGGAGGGUGACGUAUGGACGGUGGAGGAUCUGAGGAGGGAGGAAGAGGAGGCGAGGGGGAUGGAGGCGAAGAAGAGGGAGCUGCAGUUACGGUUGCGGGCGAUGGAGAAGGAUCUGUCGGCUUUGAAGCAUAUGUGA